Molecule: messenger RNA, 6462 nt
Organism: Porites evermanni
Lineage: Eukaryota; Metazoa; Cnidaria; Anthozoa; Scleractinia; Poritidae
Source: the annotation of a GenBank genome assembly
CAAUGUCAACAACUGAAUUCCCAUUUAAAAUCAUCCAUCUGUUCUCUAUUAGUUUCAUUCUUUUCUUUGGGUGACAUGAAAAGCUGACAAGAAUUACAGUUGAGUUAGAGCAUUUAAUUUUAACACCACUCUACAGUUUUUACAGUGAACCACUCCAUGAACGUAUCACACUCAAAACGGAUUUUACUGAUUGCCAUUUAUCUAGGCUGAACUGAGGCAAGUCUACUUUGAAGCUGUCUUGUUUUUAUGAUUCCUUACAUCAUACAUAUAGGCUAGCAAGGACGUUGUAAUUUCCAUUGAAACCAUAACAAAAUCAUAACUCCAAAACUGCAUUCUAGUCAUUUUGUUUCGAACCGCGCAAUUUAAUGCUCUAAAGUGUGUUAAAAACCGCUGAAUCCUACUAAUCUCUCCAUGCUUCUAUAAAUUAGCAAAUAGUUUCGCACACUUUCCAAUUUGGGUAGAAUUUUUUAACCAAGAAUCAACCCGAAGCCAACGUUGAUACUCGCCUCUGCGCUAACGUUUCAGCCUUCCUUACAAAGUAUAAACCCGAUACAUGCGUAGAGUUAAACGCGAUAUUGAUCAUAGUUUAAUUUUUUCAAAAAAGAUACGUAUGAAUAGCGAUGGCUCGACUUCUGAUAUACACAGCAUAUAAUUUAAAUGGUUUUAGGAAUGAAUCGUUGUCAAGUGCAUUCACCUCAGCCAUAAUAAAAUACAACGUCUCAGUAAGAAGAACAAUUACCUUAAUUUACUAAAAUUUUUAAAUCUGAAUAACGAUUAACAAACUCUCUGAGGAAACAAGUCAGACAUUAAGAUUUCAAAUUAGAGGCUGACUACUCUUGUGCUGCAGAGGAAUGCAUUAUGUACACAAACCAUUUUUACAUAUCAUUGAUUUUCAGCUGAAUUUUAAUCAAUAAAUACAACUGGGGCAGUUGUUGAUAUUAAGCUGUUGAAGCCGGCUCGUUUCAAGGCUAUGCGAGUCCGAAUUUGGGUUAAAAACGUGUUCUUUUUGUAAGUGCUAAAAGAGACAAUGAAUGCGACUCGUUUAAAUUGUUCGAAUUGUUGGUUAUGUAUCGUGAAACCUAGACAAGAAAACUUGGGUCAAAUCGUGUCAAGAAUGCAAGAAAAUUUGUAGCAACCUCCUUCAAAACAUAUCUUUAUUAUUCUGAGCAUAGUUAUUAGAGGAGACUGGUUAUGAAAAGCGGCAAACAUCAAUGAUAAAAACAACAGUGCUGCAGUUUAUGUUGGAAGUACCCUGAAAGUGCACAAUCCUUUGUUUUCUGUUGGCAAAUUGUUACGGAAUAAAUUAAUGCAACGUUUUUAUUGGUCAAUACAAUCAAAAUGAUAGGAAUUCUUUUGAACGUUGUGCUCUUUCAGGACCACAAAAACAUAUAACAAAGGAGUCUGACGGGUUUCAUAACCAUUCCACUCAAUUAACUAUGUUCUGAGUCAAGCCUAAUUUUGAGUAAUGUUAUUGCUAACAUUUAGGUAUGACGCCUGAAAACGCAAAUGGCAGACUUUCCUGAGAUGAAUGGAUUAGGUGGAAAGUACUGGACCCCAUAUGGCAAUCAUGUGCUCAUGUCAUAGUUUGGGCUAUGUACUGAUAGGGCUCGUCUUGACGUCAUUUCGAGUUGGCGCUGAUGAAAAACAUCCGGGUAACUAUAAUUAAAGGACAGCUAACUUAGAUAAUAAAUGCUUUUUUAAGUGUCGUGCAUACAAUCACUCUUAUUGCCUGCUGAGAACCAGCAGUAAGCAGUCUAAACGUCGCGAUCUCAGUAUACAUCUCAAGUGUUGUUUAUUAAGAUAAACACAACUAUGAAGCUAUUAUACUAUGAUAUUGCACGCUUUCUCCCUAUAGAUACAAGAUACCGUUUAUUAGCCGCCGCCCGGUUAGCUCAGUUGUAAGAGCGCCGGUCUGCUGAGCGGGAGGUCGUAAGUUCAAACCCCGGCCGGACCAUCAACCAAGGUCUUUAAAAAACUGGUGAGAUCAUUCUAGCUGCGAAACGCCUUUCUCGGUUCAGAUGAUCGCGUCAUUGGACGGUGACGUUAAGCCGUUGGCCUUGUCUCCUUUUUUACAUGCGCCUUUACAUGCUGACGUCCGAUCUCACCUCUCUGGUUCCUCUGCAAUUCAGCCAUUGGCUGGAAGUGAGAAAAGUUGGCACCGCUUAUUUAUUAUUAUUAUUAUUAUAAUUAUUAUUAUUAUUAUUAUUAUUAUUAUUAUUUAUUUAUUUUUAUUGCCUUGAUCCGACAAUGAUUGCACCAAUCAAUCUUUCAAAAAUUAACAGACUGAUACAAUAUUUAUUUAUUGAUGAAGGGGCUUUGUUGUACUGAUUACAUGAAGCAAGACAUCAAUAUAAACUUGUUUUAUAAACAGUUUUGACAAGGGGCACUAACUCAUGCAAUUGUUCUUUAAAUUGUCUUUUGCCAGGCGUGACCACAAAGUGGAUCACAUCUACAGUAGAAGAUUUAUCCAGCAGUCUUUUCCAGUCGGCCAAGCGAAAUAAUGGUGGGUACAGAACAAGAGCAUGAUCGUUAAACUGAACCUUUAAACUGAGUAGUAGUAAAGAGAGAGUAGAUCAGCAAAGACAGUAAAGUUCGGCCACUUUGUCAGACUGGAGAAAUCAAUUCAUUUUGCUUAUCCGCGGUAUUUCUCUUUCUUAUUGUUAAAAGUUAACUGGAAGGUAACUAUAUGGGCUUGUAAUGAAAAACUAAUUAAUAGCUUGCUUGAUUGAUUGAUUUCUUGCUUUUCUUGGUUACUUUGAUUCUUUCAAUUGAUUGGUUGACUAACUAACAAAUAAUGAAAGAGGCUGAAUAUCAUUUGAAGAGUAACGGAGAUCGAGGAGGGUUUUAUCUGCCGAGGCCGAUAACACCCUCCCGGACGCUAUCUUGCGUCUAUAUGGAGAAAGUGCGGGUUAAUUAAUAAUUGGCCUGGUUCUUACUCUUGAAACAAGUGAAAUGUCCGCCAUUUUUGUUUUCACAACUAAAACAACUUAACCUCGUUCCCGGGUUUUCUUGGUUAACGGUGCAUUAACUUGCAGCUGUGCUGCACUUUUGACGUCAUCGGUUGAUUAAUCGUAAAAUUCCUCCAAAUUUGGUCAUCAGUAGGUGGUUAUGGUGAAUUAUGCGUGUGCUUUUAGCCAAUCACAAACGGAGAAAUAUUUUGAAUGAAUAAUAACAUUGAUUAAUGCUGAUUGAUCGAUCAAUUGAUGGAUGGAUAGACUUAUAUUCAUUGAUUGAUUCGCUGAUUAUCUGAAAUGGUGGUUAAAGACCUUCGGUAGUAUGGAGGCAAAAAUGUUUCAAAUUCUUGCUGUUGACAAAUACCCUCUCCGCCCAACCAAUCCAACUUCAUAUAACUGAACUUAAAUUUCCUGAGAGACCUCCCUUUCUAUUUUGCAGCGUCUGGUUUACCUCCUCGAAUACAACUCUCAUUAGCAAUACCGAGCACAAGAACUGUUGGAGCCAGGAAUUUCUUAUUACUCAAAACCUUUGCACAAAAACUUGUACAAGAAUUCAGUGUGUCUCCUUCAGGAACAAGGGUCGCCAUGGUAACUUACUCCUCAACUCCGCGCCUUGUUUUUCGUUGGAACCAAUACAUGAACAUGAAGUGCACUUUGAACGCCAUCUCAUCGCUCAGGUAAACACUCAUAGUAUAGGAAACCUGGCUUUUGUAACUAAUAACGACAAUACCACUUUGAAUAAAAUAAACGAUAACAAUUCAAUUUAACGACCCUGUCUAACCUCUGCCUUUCUAGCAAGCGCUACUUAUUUUCCUUAUAAGCGCCCCUAUUCUAAUAAGGGCCCGUCUUCGAAUCCAAUGAAGGCUCUUUUAAUUUUUAACCAAUCCUCUCAUUUUGUUUCAUUUUGUUAUACUGUCUUCAGAGUACAGUCAACCCCGUUAAUACGGACACUGAGGGGGGCCGUAGAAAGUGACAGGGGUGCCCUUAUUAAUCGGGUUCAAUUUUGAAAAAAGUAAGGGUUCUUCUUUCCCCAGGUACAAAGCAAACUGUUCGUAAUAGUGAAGUGUCCUUAUUAAGCGAGUGUCCGUUAAACGGGGUUGGACUGCACCUAGAGAAAAGCGGUGGUUCAUCUUUCUCUAGCUCACGUAGAAGGCCUUCCCAGGGAAGGGCCUUCCCAGGGUCUUUCAUUUACGUUCUGUAUUGUUUCUUUUUAAAUCAAAACUUGGUUAUGUGCAUUCGGUUGAUUGUCAAAAAAAGGAAAUAGGCGCUUUGUGUAUCACUUUAGCCUUCUGGAAAGCUAACCAUCUAAAAAUUUCAAGAAGCGAGACACUCUCAUGCCGGCAGCGAUUUAAGCGAGACACGAAUCAUUUUCUGAUACCUCAGACCCCGCUAAGAAGUAAUACAAAAUAUACAACUGUACAUGGUUAUAUAUAUUUUGCUGGGUAUUUCUUCAUUCACAGAUAUGUACCGGGCCAGAGAGCAUCUUUAAACCGUUUGUUCCAUUUCUUAAAAACAAGAUUGUAUUCCGAACCAGAAAGACACAAUCCAAAAGUCGAUCGAAUCUUAUUUGUCAUAGUAGAGAGUAGUUCCCUUACUUCAAAAGUAUUGGCAUCUCUUCCUAUUAAGUCACUGGAAGACAAAGGAGUCAGAGUAUUCAUUUUGACAGUUGGCAAGCACGUGAUAAGCAGCAGUCAAAGGACAUUCCGGAUUGGCUCCUUUGCUGAUGUUUCCAAGCUCCCUUACGCGUUUAGAGGAACAGGUGAGUUGAGCAUACAUGUAUCAAACGAAUGACAUUAGAAGAUAAAAAUCGGUUAAGGUAAAAAUGAAGAACCGAUGGCUGGAAGGAUGUAUUAGGAAGCUGAGUGACAAGUGGAAGGAUUUAUGGAUGACUGGACAAACAAAACGUUAGUGUAAAAUUACUAUACUUAACUAUAGCAAGGUGGAAUAUGAUCGUCCCGAUGAGUAUAGUACUGAUGUGAAAUAGGACCGGUUGAUGACAUUCAUCUUCAGAGUCAAAGUGAAUUGUAUCACGUCAUUUGAAGGCAUUAAACUCUGGUCAUUGACCUGAUUGGUCAAUUAAGUCGAGAUAUUAUUGGUGGUCUGUCCGUUAAGCCAGUUAAGCAGUUUCGUCAGUGAAUGGUGUUCAGUAUUCUGAUUGUACAUCACGGCUUGACUGACAGACAAGUCAUCACAAUGCGACUUAACUGACCAAUCAGGUCAAUAACCAGAGAUUAAAACCAUUAGAAUGAUCAGAAGUGACAGAGCUCACCUUGACUCUGAAGAUGACUAACGCACAGGUAGUCGAGACGUCAGUCACUUUCAACAACAUUUCUAUCCAGGGCUACUCUCACCUGGACGAUCAUACAUUCCGCAUUCGAAUAGUGACAUAAUGAUAAUGAAAAGAAAUACAACAAAUCCUUUAUUUUCCUUUUCAGGUUUUAAUCACAGCUGUUCAGGUUCUGGAAUAAUAUACGAUGAAUGCAACCGCCUUUGCUACUGUAAAGAUGGAAAGCCCUCUGAUUGCCACAGAAUACGAAAGGACUUCAUAGAAAUGCCUCUUGAAGAGCGACGUCGUUUUGUAAGGGCCCUCAAAGUAGUGUCAAUGCAAAACCCUUAUAAGAGGACCUACGAUAUUAUUACCAGAUUUCAUUUCAAGUUUUUUGAUAUCAUUCACGAGAAAAAUCUUUUCUUUCCUUGGCAUCGCUGGUACAUUUCUAUAUUCGAAAAUCUGCUGCGUCACGUUGACUGUCGCGUGACUGUACCUUAUUGGAACUGGGCACGAGCAGUGUCACGUAAACGACUGUGGCGUCAUACAGAUAAACGGGAUAUUUGGAAUCCAGGGCCUCACGGCUUUGGUGGCGACGGCGACUCUGGAUCAGGCUGCGUUAGAAGUGGGCCCUUCAGUGUUGGAAAAUGGUAUCUCCCUGUCUGGCAUGGUCAUGAUUGUCUGUCCCGAGAAUUUGAUCGAAAAAUGUUUUUACCAGGGGAAUGGUACGUCAACGACCUUAAUAAAAUUCCUUGGAACCAAUUUAACAAAUUUGAAUCUGGUGUGAGAGAAUACAUGCACAAUGACUUGCAUAAUGCCGUUGGAGGAACCAUGUCUGAGGACUCGUCUGCUCUUGCACCUGAAUUUUGGUGUCACCACGCCUUUUUGGACAAAGUCUGGUCAAACUGGCAGGACCAUGGCCCUAAGUAUAAAUUUAUUUACUUCAAGAAAAUAAAUAAGAGGCUGCCAGGUGGGGCACACUUCGGAUGGGAGUUUAUGGACCUUCAGCAUCAGCCCCACUGUAUACAGGUCCUAUACGAUGAACCAAUUGAGGAGAAAUCACCACCGGGAAAUGAAGAACAGGCAACGCAUAGACGUCAUCGUAACUACGGUCCAGACUCUGAAGAAACCAGUUGUUAUAACAAUGCCGAUUGUGAGGUUGAUGGAGACAAUGUUGAUGGCGAGUAUGAUCGCGAUAGUGACAAUCUUGAUGAUACAUAUGGUAAUGAAGAGACAAGAUAA